Messenger RNA from Scomber japonicus (chub mackerel), 3047 nucleotides. It is a transcript of the gene vwa7, whose product is annotated as von Willebrand factor A domain containing 7. The coding region runs from base 1 to 3036 and encodes 1011 amino acids. NCBI's taxonomy places the organism in Eukaryota, Metazoa, Chordata, Actinopteri, Scombriformes, Scombridae. The record is from RefSeq and is a predicted model, not a curated record. The transcript is spliced from 16 exons.
AUGUCAGAGGUGGGCAGAAGAAGAAUUUGGCAAAGGAGUGGGAGGCAGAUGCACUGUUUUAUUCUUGUUUACCUUCUCCUCCUGGCUUUACCGUGCAUGGGCUUCCUUCCAACAUUUUGGUCAGGAGUGUUAACACUGUCCUGGGACUCGUACACACACCAGUACAUCACAGAGCAGGCCAUCCUCAAUGUCACCCUGGAGACUCUGGGGGGCACUGAAAAACACCAGGAAAGCCAUGCAGAUGAACAGACCAGACUGGGCCGUAGCUUCUGGAGAUCCGUGAGAGAAGUGGUGAAUUCCAACGCGGACAUGGACUUCCUGAACCCCCAAAAGUCCAACCCAGUGUACCACUUUGAUUCAGAGCAUGUGGAAAGUGCCACGGUGGUGCUGCGGGAGUUAUGGGCUGAGAUUCUGAUCUUAGUGCAGGCUAAAAACUACCCAAUUGCCCGUCACAGAUUGGGCCAACUAUUUCACUCCCUGCAGGACUUCUAUAGCCACAGUAACUGGGUGGAGAUGGGACAGCGCUCCAUCUACCUGCACCUGCUGCAUCCAGAGGAGCCUGCCAUCCCUGUUGCUGAAAAAAACACUCCUACCUGUAUGGAGUGCUUCAGCUUCACCUGCCGAAACAACCUCCUGCCAAAAAUGAUAAGCAUACAGAAAGACCCCCAGCUUACCACUGGCUACUUCGGCACUUCCUCUCCAAAACCUCGGGGCAAAUGUAGUCAUGGAGGUAUUUGGGACAGCAGCCACCAGGAGGAGGCGAAAGGAGGCAUCAACAAGGACAGCACCUCACCUUUAUUCUCCCCUCACCAUUACCUCCAUGUGGAAGCUGCCACUCUGGCUACUGAGGCAACCCAGACUGUACUGAGAGACCUCAGAGACCAAGUUGGCUAUAAAUCCUUCCUCAAACUUUUCAGUGUGAAGGAGGUCCCUGCAUUGGUAUUUGUCAUUGACACCACGGGCAGCAUGGGUGAUGAGAUCUUUGCUGCUCGCCGACGGGCCCAUUCUAUCAUCCAGAGACGAGCCAGCACUGGUCAGCCGUGCACCUAUCUGCUUGUGCCCUUCCAUGACCCAGGCUUUGGACCAGUGUUUAAGACUGAAGACCCACAACAGUUCAUGCAGCAUCUGACCAACCUGGAGGCACUUGGAGGGGGAGAUGAACCAGAGAUGUGCUUCUCUGCCAUUCAGCUGGCUCUUACUCACAGUCUUCCGAUGUCAGAGAUCUUUGUAUUCACUGAUGCAUCCCCUAAAGACGCCCACCUGAUUGAUGCGGUGAAGGCCCUCACACUUGAGAAACAGUGCACGGUGACAUUUCUCCUAACUGAUGACCAAAACUCCACAACUGAGAGCAGGGGGAAAGGCAGGAAGAGGAGAAAGAAGAGGAGUGAAACUUUGCCUCUUGAUCGUUUCUCUCUUUACUUCUCCCUGUCUUCUCUGUCAGGAGGGCUGACAGUAAUCACCACCAACUCUGACAUCCACAGUGUCUCCUCCAUAGUGGAGGAUAACAUCGCUGCUGACAAGGUGACCCUCCUCCAUAAGGAGAGUGACAAAGCGUUGAUGUCCCCCCAUUCCUUCAGGGUUGACAGCUCCAUAAAAAGCGUCACCCUACACAUCACUGGCAUCCUGAAAGAGUGUAUCCUUAUAAAUCCUUUAGGCCAAACCCAGUCUCUGCUGACCGAGCAAGGCCCUCUUGCAGAGUUGGAGCACUUUAAGGGUCUGUACCGCAUCCGCCUGCUUGCCCCUAUCCAGUCAGGCCAGUGGAAUUUGUCAACCAAGUGUGAGGGACACAUCACAUUCAAUGUGAUAGGUGACAGCAGCAUAGAUUUCCUUUAUUACUUUGCCACUGUAACCAAUGACACACACCCGGGUCUGGCAAGGGUGGAGGGCAGUCCUGUUGCAGGUGUCUCAGCCUUUCUGGUGGUGGCUGUGACAGGAAUGGCUCCAGGCGUGGAGGCCUCUCUGAAUGUGACAUUGCUUGGAACUAAAGGAGAGAGUCUCAAGCGGGUGUUGCUAAAUUCCUCUACCUCCUCCUCCUCACCAUCCCACUCUACAAGGGAGCUGGUUGGGUGGGUGGACUCUGUUCCCGAAGUUCCCUUCUCUGUCAAACUCACAGGCCAAGACAGCGAAGAAAGCAAGCUAGAGAGGGUUUCCACAGAGAUGGUGCAGCCAACUCACGUUCAGAUACAGGUGUUGUCUUUUCCCCGCCUGGUACCUGGUCACAGCACAGUGGUGCGCUUCAACAUCCUGAACCACGGCCCAGCCCGAUCCUUCAAUUUGACUGCUAAUGAUGACUGUGGAUAUCUUCAUACAAAAGAACUUCCCAGGUUCCGUGUUGAUGCACAAGGGUCUUUCCAGGGUGAGGUGCACCUCCACACUCCUCCCACUGCUCACGCAGGAGCAACCGUCAGUCUGACGCUCAACGUGCGUGAUCUUAAGUCCCCUGACUCAAAUUACGCAGUGGCCUACUUGACUGUGGUUCCCCUGGAUACUGACACGUCCCCUCCAUUCUGCUUUGCUGAACGAGUGCAGUCUUCCUGCCCUCCUACUUGCAAUAAGUCAAACUGGACUAUUUCUCUGGCUGUGUCAGAUAGGGGGCACUCUGGCCUUGCUGCUCUCCAGCUAGAGAAGGGUGAAGGCACACUGACUUUAUUCCUCAACCCUCCACCCACAGGGGAAAGGCUGAAAGAGGUGAAGCGUGGCUCCGACCAGCAUCAGGCACACAGGGAUCAGACAACCAGUGGAGGCCAGGAUGAUCACCAUAAGGCCAGAAUACAGAAAGGAGACCCCCCUUUGAAUGUGUCUAAAUGGGUGGGCUCAUCUGAGCCACUGUGGUUGAGGUACACAUCCAGCUGCUGCUUUGCUGAGGCUGAGCUGCUGGUUUGGGACACUGCUGGAAACAUGAAACGCUGCCAUCUAACAUCUGGAGAGCAGAGGCAGCUAAAAGGCAGCAGCACAAAAACCAGUGGACCAAGACAGAUUACACUUGCAGCCUUCUUUUUCUUAGUGUUUGGCCUGCCAUGGUUUCCUCUGCUUUAGGUCGAUGAUAU